Emericellopsis atlantica is the source of this 1760-nucleotide messenger RNA. RefSeq names its product kinetochore protein nuf2. Lineage: Eukaryota; Fungi; Ascomycota; Sordariomycetes; Hypocreales; Bionectriaceae. Gene Ontology annotation, cellular component: kinetochore; Ndc80 complex. Bases 297 to 1688 code for a protein of 463 amino acids. The transcript has 2 exons. Gene Ontology annotation, molecular function: protein-containing complex binding. Gene Ontology annotation, biological process: kinetochore organization; mitotic spindle organization; attachment of mitotic spindle microtubules to kinetochore. The record is from RefSeq and is a predicted model, not a curated record.
CCACGAAACACCACAAGGAGCACGUACGUCUCAACAACCCUUUGACCUUCUGUUACGUUUACCGGUGAUCAUUGGCUUUCCGAAAGUGAAGACGGGGUUCGCUGCUUCGGUACCUGAAGAGGCUGAGGUGCCGUGCGUGGGUAAGGUAGAGAGGCUGUUCAUGGAAUUAUCACGUGACCCUUCUGGCACCCCGCGCCGUAGCAACGCGCCCGAGCGCGUUGCUUUAUUGACAUUCGCAUUGAUGACGGACACAACGUACGUAAUUGACCAUCGCAACACUCACACAGCACGACAAGAUGGCGUAUAAUCCGCGCCAUAGUAUUAUACCGGGUUCCCAGCAAGGCGGCCAGAAUCGCCGGAAGAAGGAGGAAGAGGCAGAUGCAUUCAUGAAGCUGCCAGACAGCGAGAUAGUUGGCUGCAUCUCUGACAUUGGCAUCCCCUUCACCGUCGCCGACCUCAAGAAACCGAACCCAUCGCAAAUCCAGCUGAUCUUCGAAUGGUUCGCCGAACUUCUCCUCAAUGCGACCCGCGAGACAAUCGAGCCGCCCAUGCGGGCCGCAGCAGAGGAUGUUUGCGGCGAGUUCUCCGACGUCAUUCCACCCGACACGCGCAAUCUGAUGGGCUUCUAUGUGUCGCUCCGCAAAUUACUGUACGAGUGCGGGAUUCUCGACUUCACAUUUAACGAUCUCUACAAGCCGACCUACGAGCGUCUCGUCCGGAUCUUCAGUUACAUGAUCAACUUUGUGCGCUUCCGCGAGUCGCAGACAAACGUGAUUGACGAACACUACAACAAGGCCGAAGGGACGAAAUCGAGAAUCGAGUUGCUGUACCAUGAGAACCAGGAGAAGGAAGGGCAACUGGACGACAUGAGGCGUCAGAAGAAGGCGAUGGAAGCGCAGGUCCGCGAGAAGACCCAGCGGAAUGAGCAAUUAAAGGCCCAAUUGCUGGAGCUGCGGCGCAACCAGGAAAAGGUGGCCGCGCGUCUCGACGAAGCCAAGGAGCGCAAGGGCGAUUUGACGUCUACCUUGGAGCAGAAGACGCAGGACAAGAUCACGCUGAAGCAGGAGAGUAGCAAACUCAGGCCGUAUAUGCUGCAGAGUCCGUCCGCACUACAAGAGAACUUGGCGGAGCUUCGGGAGAUUCUGAACAACGACAAGGCGCACAUCGAGGCGCUCGAUCGCAGAGCACGCGCGCUGCAGACUUCCACGGAUUCGUUCACAGUGGUUUCGGCAGAUGUUGCAUCGUGCAUCAAGAUCCUUGACGAGGUCGCUACGGAGCUGCACAAGGAGGAGGAGGAAAUGGGACGCAACGCCAAGCAGCGAGAUGCUCUGUCAGAACGCGGUAACAACGCGCGGGAGGUCGAGCGGACGGAAGGGCUGCUGAAGCGCCAGCUUGCAAAGUGGACUGAGCGCACGGAGAAGCUGCGCGAGCAGAGCACCCAGAAGGCCGAGGAGGCCAAGGUGAAGAUGCACGAGCUGAGAGCUCUGCACAAGAAGUUGAAUGAAGAGCGCACAGAAAAGGCAAAGGAAAUGGAAGUGAGAAGGGUACGGAUCGAGCAGACGGAGAAAAAGAUGCUGGACCUCAAGGAGAAUAUUGAAAAUGAAGUGCACAGCGCUUAUGAGGAGUAUCAGAAGAUGGAGGCGCACAUCAAGCUGUAUAUCACAGAAAUGGAACAGAACAUCCAGUGAGGGCUGGCUGACAGCCACAUUGGGCUUGCUUCAUGGCGUUUACGGUGUAUGACAAGGGCAUGAUGGGAUGAG